AUGUCUAGCUUAUUCCCUCUUGUCUUACAGCAAAGAAGCUCUGACUCAGAAGGGCCAGCCAGUGGUGGCUUCAGCCAGGUGUUCCAGGCAACCCAGCACUGGAGGACCCAGUAUGCCAAGUGCUCCCUGUGCCUCCAGAAGGAAACCACCAGCUCUGAGAUGAGUUGUCUCUUUGAAGAAGCAGUCAAAAUAGAGACGAUUAAGUUUCAACACUUUGUGUCCAUCUAUGGGGUAUGCAAGCAGCCCCUGGGCAUUGUGAUAGAGUUCAUGGCCCUGGAGAAGACACUACCUACCCAUAGCCUCAGGCCACUCAAGUUCCGCAUCAUCCAUGACACCAGCUUGGCCAUGAAGUUCCUCUACAGCUUUAAGCCAUCCCUGCUCCACCUGGACCCUAAGCCAAGCAAUAUCCUGCUGGACAGCAACAUGCAUGUCAAGAUUUCAGAUUUUGGCCUGACCAAGUGGAUGGAGCAGUCAACCCACAUGCAGUACAUCAAGAGAUCAGCUCUGAGGGGCACACUCAGUGGCAUUCCUCUUGAAACGUUCCUGGAGAAUAGCAAGGCUCCAGGGCCUGAAUAUGAUAUACACAGUUUGGGAUUGUCAUUCUGGGAGAUUCUCAUGCAAAAUAAACCAUAUGUAGGGCUCAAUGUGAUGAACAUCAUUAUCUGGGUAGCUGCAGGCAUGAGGGCCUCGCACCCCUUGCAGCCUGUCUCUGCAGAAUGGCCAGAGGAGGCCUAUCAGAUGUUGGACCUGAUGAAACACUGCGAGGACCAAGACCCCAAGAAGAGACCACGCUUUCUAAAUGUGACCAUGGAGACAGAUAUGUUGCUGUCCCUACUCCAGAGUUCUAUGGCAGACCCUGAGUGUGAAGCCCUAGUCCGGAAGGUGUCUUGCAAGCCAUCACUAAGCCAGCCCCACAAGGUGGAUAUGGAGGUCAGAAGGGAAGUCUUGCACACAGUGGUGAGUGACUCCUUGAAGUGGAUCCUACAACUCUCUGAUGGCAAGAGCUUGGCCCCAAGUGAUGAAGAACUACAUGUCUAUGAGCACAAGAUGCCUCCCCUCUACUUCCUAGUGGCCCAGGGCAGUUUGGAGCAAGUGAAGCUGCUGCUGACCCAUAAAGUUGAUGUGGACUGCCAGACGGCGUCUGUCUACAUACCACCCCUCCUUGCCACCCACGGUCAGCAGCCUGACCUCUGUGCCCUGAACCUGGUACACGGUGCUAGUACCAACUUGGUAGAUGAGGAUGGCUAGGUCCCACCGCAUUUUGAAGCCCAGAAUAGGGAUGACCAUAUUGCCCAUCUGCUCCUGAACCAUGGGGUCCUGGUGGAGGCUCAGGAACAUGAGAGCUGGACUCCACUCAGCCUAGCUGCACAGAAUAACUUUGAGAAUGUUGCAUAGCUUCUGGUCUCCUGACAGGCAGGUUUCAACCCACAGGAGGCUGAGGGUAAGAUGCCCCUCCAUGUGACUGCCUGCUUUGGCAAUAUUGGUCUGGUCAAGCUGCUGAUAAGACUUGGGGCUGAACUGGAUGCUCAGCAGAGAAACCUGAGGACACCCCUACACCUGGUAGUGGCGAGGGGGAAAGUAAGAACCAUCAAACACCUGCUAAAAGGUGGGGAAUUCCCUGAUGCCCUUGACCAAGGUGGUUACAGCGCAUUGCACAUGGCUGUAGCCAAGGGUAAGCAACUUGUCUUCAAGAUGCUUCUCAGAUAUGGGGCCAGCCUGGAGCUACCCAUACAACAGGAAGGGACACCCGUAAGCCUAGAAACUUACAAGGGUCACAUGGAGAUCAUCCAUCUGCUGGUCAAGAGUCAUGCAGACCUAGAUGCUCUUGGAAGAAUGCACGGGACUCCCCUGCACAUGACUGACUUCCAUGGGGAGGAGGUGGUGGUGGUGUCACUGCUUCAGGGUGGGGCCAACCCCAAUGCUGCUGAUUAGUCUGGCUGGAUUCCUCUCAACCUGGCAGGGCAGAAGGGGGCCUUCCUGGGCAUCAUCCACCUUCUGGAACAUGGUGCUGAUGUCCAUGCUUGCAACAAGGUGGACUGACCUGCCCACCUGGCUGCUCUCAAGGGCAACAUAACCAUCCUUCAAGUUCUGGUCAAGGCUGGUACCCAACUGGACAUCAAGAAUGGAGUUGGUUGCACACCUCUGCAGAUAACCCUCUGCAGCCAAAAACAGGGCAUAGUGACCUUCCUGGAGGCCAAGGAGCCUUCACUAGCCGUUCUGGGAGUUUCUGAGCCUGGAUCUUAG
Microtus oregoni (creeping vole) is the source of this 2244-nucleotide messenger RNA. It is a transcript of the gene Ankk1, whose product is annotated as ankyrin repeat and kinase domain containing 1. Gene Ontology annotation, biological process: protein phosphorylation. The record is from RefSeq and is a predicted model, not a curated record. Gene Ontology annotation, molecular function: ATP binding; protein kinase activity; protein binding. Lineage: Eukaryota; Metazoa; Chordata; Mammalia; Rodentia; Cricetidae. Gene Ontology annotation, cellular component: cytoplasm.